Messenger RNA from Toxotes jaculatrix (banded archerfish), 1185 nucleotides. RefSeq names its product diencephalon/mesencephalon homeobox 1a (gene dmbx1a). Gene Ontology annotation, biological process: regulation of transcription by RNA polymerase II. Lineage: Eukaryota; Metazoa; Chordata; Actinopteri; Toxotidae. Bases 1 to 1185 code for a protein of 394 amino acids. Gene Ontology annotation, molecular function: RNA polymerase II transcription regulatory region sequence-specific DNA binding; DNA-binding transcription factor activity, RNA polymerase II-specific. The transcript is spliced from 4 exons. The record is from RefSeq and is a predicted model, not a curated record.
AUGCAGCACUACGGGGUGAACGGCUACUCUCUGCACGCCAUGAACUCCCUCAGCGCCAUGUACAACCUGCACCAGCAGGCCGCGCAACAGGCGCAGCACGCGCCCGACUACCGGCCGUCCGUGCACGCGCUUACACUGGCCGAGAGACUAGCCGGCUGCGCAUUUCAAGACAUCAUCCUGGAGGCUCGCUACGGCUCUCAGCACCGCAAGCAGCGCCGGAGCCGCACGGCCUUCACAGCCCAGCAGCUGGAAGCGCUGGAGAAGACUUUCCAGAAGACGCACUACCCGGAUGUGGUGAUGAGGGAGCGGCUGGCCAUGUGCACCAAUCUGCCCGAGGCCCGAGUGCAGGUUUGGUUCAAGAACCGCAGAGCCAAGUUCCGCAAGAAGCAACGCAGCCUCCAGAAGGAGCAGCUCCAAAAGCAGAAGGAGGCAUCAGGCGAAGGAGGAAGCGAGAAGGAGGACGCACCUCCCUCCACCACCAUCCUUCCUGACACCCAGCUGCCUCCUUCAUCAUCCUCCUCUUCUUCAUCUUCUCUGGAGACAGAAGGACCUGUGGUCCACCCCGUACCACUGGACAUGGAGCUGAACGUCACGUCAGCAGAACAUUCAGGCAGCGAGUCGGCAACGGAGGAUAAUGCCACAGAUAAGGAGGAUGAGAGUAAAUCUCAAAGAGAGGAGAUAAAGUGUGAGAGACCAGUGACACCUGGGGACAUUUCCCCCUGCAAAAGACUCAGCCCUAAACCAGACUCUCCCCUGGUCUCUCCAUCUGUGACCCCCUCCUCCUCCAGCAGUGGCCUGGCCAGCAGCGGUCCUCUCUCUCAGAGCCACUCUUACUCUUCCUCCCCUCUCAGCCUAUUUCGUCUGCAGGAGCAGUUCCGCCAGCACAUGGCUGCCACCAACAACCUGGUGCACUACCCUGCUUUUGACCUUGCCGCCCCGUCUUCACUCCCCUACCUAGGAAUGAAUGUUAACAUGCCCCCUGCACCGCUGGGUUCUCUGCCCUGUCAGUCCUACUACCAGUCCCUGUCCCAUCAUGCCCAGCAGGUGUGGAACAGCCCGCUGCUUCAGGCGUCGGCUGCAGGCGGCCUCACCAGCCACAACAGCAAGACCACCAGCAUCGAAAACCUGCGUCUGAGGGCCAAACAGCACGCUGCCUCACUGGGACUGGACACAAUGUCUAACUAA